AAGAGGUCUCUUUUUGAGUACCGGGAUCGAAAAGUUAUAUAUACAGGGUAAGCUGGCUACUAUACUGAAGUGAAGAUAUACAUAUGGCUCACUGGAGGGCUGAGGGCUGUAGCCAACUGCCAAUACAACUUGCCAGCCAUGUAGUUCUGCAAAUCUUUCUAAUGCCUGAUUUCAUAGAAGUCAGCUGGAUUCUCAUAUCUGUUCUUGCAUUCAGUCUGUUGGAAUUUAUUGUUUUGAAUGAAUCAAAAGAACAAAACUUAGCUUCACACAGCCUUUACGCUACGGAAAGAAAAUCUGGAAAUGUUUGAAGCAGUUGGUUUUUUAGCUAUGAAACUUGGUGUGAUUCCUUCAGAUUUUAGUUAUGCAGGCCUUAAAGACAAGAAAGCUGUCACCUAUCAAGCAAUGGUUGUUAGAAAAGUGACUCCAGAGAGGUUGAAAAAUAUUGAAAAAGAAAUUGAAAAGAAAAGAAUGAAUGUGUUUAAUAUUCGAUCUAUAGAUGAUUCCCUUAGACUUGGUCAGCUCAAAGGAAAUCACUUUGAUAUUGUCAUCAGAAAUUUAAAAAACCAGAUAAAUGACUCUGCAAACCUGAAAGACAGAAUUUUAGAGGCAAUAGAAAAUGUUAAGAAUAAAGGGUUUGUAAAUUACUAUGGACCGCAGAGAUUUGGGAUGGGAAGGAACGUUCACACUGACCAGAUUGGACUGGCUUUGCUGAAGAGUGAAAUGGUGGAGGCUGUAAAAUUAUUUCUUACACCAGAAGAUUUGGAUGAUCCUGUAAACAGAGCAAAGAAAUAUUUUCUUCAAACUGAGGAUGCUAAAGGCACACUUUCAUUGAUGCCUGAAUUCAAAGUUCGAGAGAGAGCAUUGUUGGAGUCACUGCAUCGCUUUGGCAUGACGGAGGAGGGUUGUAUCCAGGCGUGGUUCUCUUUUCCCCAUUCUAUGCGCAUAUUCUACGUUCAUGCAUAUAGCAGUAAAAUUUGGAAUGAGGCAGUAUCCUACAGACUUGGAACCUAUGGGUCAAGAGUAGUAGAGGGUGAUUUGGUCUGUUUGGGUGAAGAUGUUGACGAUGAACAUUUCCCAAAUAAUAAAGUUCAUCUAGUAACUGAAGAAGAGGAAUCAGCUAACACAUAUGCAAUACAUCAGGUGGUUCUUCCAGUGCUUGGAUACAAUAUUCAAUACCCGAAGAACAAAGUAGGGCAGUGGUACCAGGAAAUACUUAGCAGAGAUGGACUACAGACAUGUAGGUUUAAAGUACCUACUCUGAAACUGAAUGUUCCAGGAUGCUAUAGACAGAUAUUGAAAUGUCCCCACAAUGUCUCAUACCAACUAAAGGAAGAACAUGAUACUGAUGUCAAAAUGGAAGGUUCCCACAUUGAUGAAGCAACUUUAUCUCUUUUGAUCUCUUUUGAUCUUGAUGCUUCGUGUUAUGCUACGGUCUGUCUGAGGGAGAUAAUGAAGCAUGACUUUUAGAACCAUUAGCCUUGAUCUAAUCAUAUCUGUCAUUCUUUAGAAGAGAGGGAGCUAAAAUUUCUGGAGCAUCUACCAUUUACCAGGAGCUUUAUAAUUGUUAUCUCCUGUAAUUACAAAACAUCCUGAGGAAUUAGGAAUUUGCUGCUGAUGUUCCAGAGGACAUAGAGCUAGUAAGUGGCAGCGUUUGAAUUUAAGACUGCAAAGCUUAUGUUCUUUCUAUGAUCUAAUGUUUCAGUGACCUUUAUUCUGUGCUAUAAAGUUUACAAUCUUUCUGGACUAUUCAGAGCAUAUAAUACUGCAAGUUAACAUGUAAAAAAAACAUGUUUGGAGUAAUGUUGAUAUCCUCUACUUGCUUAGAAUGUAGAUGAAACUAGAUUUUAAUGAAAGCGUAUGGUUAGAGAGAAAGGUAAAUGAAGCAUUUUGUUAAUUAUUAUUGUCAUUCUCCUUUUUUGAAAUCAUUUAUCAGAAUAAUACAUUAGGGAAAUAUAAUUUCUAUUAUGGUAGCUACCCCGGGGUAAUUUACCUCUUUAUGAGAUAAAUAAUCUUCGGUGAAGAUUGAAAUAAAUUUUUUCAUACAAUUUCCUUAUCUCGAUAUACAUUGACCCUCUUGGCUUUCUGUGAUUCUUUUCUCUGUCAUCAAAAACAAAUUUUAGAGUCAGACAGAUCUGGGCUCAGACUCCAGCUCUGACACUUACAAGUCACUUUGAGUAUCUUGUUGACUCUUUUUGAGACUUACUAAAGAAUCAGGACAGCACAACCUCGUAAGCAACAAGUAAUAGAAUUGUCUCCACCUUUUAUGUUGCUAGAGGAAGAAAACAUUUUGCCUAUUUGAAAAUUGAAAUAUUUAACUAUCCCACGUCGUAAACCAUCCUUAACCACUUAUAUAUAUCAGUUAAAUUUGGGGUGGUGGUGGUAUAUAUUGGUUUCGAAGGUCUAGCAUCCUUUCAUUGCUGGUAGUAUAAUAUGGUGACAUUUAAAAAGCAGUAUAGAGCAUUGUAUGUCAGUAUUUGGCACUUUUAUAUACUUAAGUCAGUGAAACUAUUUUGGGUAUAGUAGCAUAAGGAAAUUAAAUUCAAAAGAAGGAAAAAAGUUACAUGCAACACAAAACUUGCUCAUUAUAACAUUUUUAUACAGAGUGAAAGAAAUUAUAGUUUGAAAGUCCAGCAUUAGAUAACAAAAUAAAAUGAGAUGUAUCAACUUGAUGGUAAAACAUGUAGUUAUUAAAAAUUAUUUUAAAUGAUGAUAAAGGUUUUACGUAUGUGAAAAAAAUGUUGCCCCUCAAAACCAGAAGAUAGACAUUACAAAUGCAGUAUAAACACUGAAUGCAGCUCUUUCAAAGAGAGGCACUUUAGCAUAGCAACUAAAAGCACAGUUAGUGGGGACAAACUCCCCCAGUUUGAACCUUGGCUCUGCCAGGUAGCAUGUGGCCUUGGACAAGUUGUUUAAGCUUUGUGUGCUUUGGUUUCAACAUCUAUAAAACGAGAAUGGCAGUGUACCUCCCUCAUAGGAUUAUUGUGAAUUCAUAUAUGUUCAUAUAUGUAAAGUGAGUCCAUACCAAGUUCACAUAUGUAAAGCACCUUGGAAAAAUACCUGGCACUUAGUUAUUGUUAAAUAAGUAUCCACAGAUUCAAGUUUGGAAAGGAAGAGAAAAACACGAAAAUAAGUGUCUUUUUUGUCAUUACAUAUAUUAUCUUUUUAAACGGUGUGUUUUCAGUAUUUUUUUUUUUAAAGUUUAUUUAUUUUGAGAGAGUGGGUGAGGGGCAGAGAGAGAGAAUCCCAAGCAGACUCCGUGCUGUCAGCGCAAAGCCGGAUGUGGGGUUUGAACUCAUGAACCAUGAGGUCACAACCUGAGCUGAAGUUGGAUGCCUAACCGACAGAGCCACCCAGGUGCUGUUGUCAUUAUAUAUUUUAAUAAUAAACAGAUCUCAGAACACAAAAAUUGGAGGUUGUAGUACCAUUUUCUUUUUAAUUCAUUAAUUUUUUAAAAUUUUAUUUUAGAAAGAGUGGGAACAAGGGAGAGGGGCAGAGGGAGAGAGAGAGAGCAUUCUAAGCGGGCUCCACACAAACAGAGCUUGAUCCCACGACGUUGGGAUCAUGACCUGAGCUGAAAUCAAGAGCCAGAUGCUCAACCGACUGAGCCACCCAGGCGCUCCUAUCAUUGGUUUUUUUAAAAAUUACCUUUAUCAUUUUAAUAUUUAUUGAAAAUAAAAUGCUAUAUUAAGUGUAAAAAAUUUAGAAAAAAUGUUUCAUCUCAUGAUAAAUUAUAUCCCACAAAUGUAAUCAGAAAAUGAAUUAUGCAAAUUGUGACACUCUAGGUGUCUUAUAUGUUGAAUUGCAAUUAGAAGAUACGAAAGCAUUAAGAUGUGCCAUCAUUGAUAUUAUUUUCUUUGCCUGUAGAUGGCACUAUAAUUUUAGAUAUCUUCUUUAUUUAUUUUAUUUAUUUUAUUUAUUUAUUUAAUACUUUGGCCAUAUGUAAAGAAAGAAUCACUGAACUUAUUUCAAGUCACGAUAAAAUGUAUUCAGAUACUGUUCAUGUAGAAAAUUAUUUUAUAUGCCUGUAAUAUUUGACAUGUGAAUUUUUUUUUCCAUUUAAGGCCUCGAAUGUACUUUGGACCAUAUGCUGACCAGUCACCUAGGUUUUUGCAGUUCUCCUGAGCAUUUCAGGCCUUCAGAAGAAUAAUCUUUGAAUUAGUUUUAAUUUUCUAGGUUGCUCUUGAAACUGAGCAAUAGUGCAUCAGGAUUACUGAGGUGAAACAAAUUGAGGUUUUUGUGGCUUACCCUGAACUGCAAGUCGUAUGCAGCUUUUGAUUCAAGUAACCUUUAUUGAGGGUUUGUUGUGCCAGCACAUUCGCUUUUCUCAUUUUAAUCCAUAGACCCAACCUACAGGUAGGUGGUAUUUUCCCUGAUUUUAAAGAUGGGAAUAGGGGCGCCUGAGUGGUUCAGUCGGUUAAGCAUCCAACUUUGGCUCAGGUCAUGAUCUCAUGGUUCAUGAGUUCGAGCCCCACAUCAGGCCCUGCACUGACAGUGUCGAGCCUGCUUGGGAUUCUCGCUCUCCUUCUCUCUCUGCCCCUCCCCUGCUCUCUGUCUCAAAAAAUAGAAUAAACUAAAACAAACAAUUAAAAAAAGAAGAUGGGAAUAUAUCUGAGUGGUUUACUGACCUAGUUAAGGUCAAACAAGAUAGUGUGUGGUUAAACUUGAUUAUGCUUCAUGGAUCAGUACUGUUUUUAUCUACCUAAUAUUUGCCUUCUGAAAACACGUUUUUUUGGUAAUGACUUUCAUUUCCACCGAUUCAGUAUUACUUGCUCCUGAUUAAUAGACAUACUGGAGCAUGUCUUGAGAGAAACAAGAUUUCUUUUGAGAUUCUGAGACUAAAAUAAAAGUAAAGCAGAUCCUUCAGGAAGUUCCCAAAUCACUUUGGGUUAUUUUCCAGAAUACUUUGGGACUCGUAUCACAAUGAUAGACAAAAUUAUCAUAGGUCAUAUAGGAGGUUAUUUUAGAUGGUACCUGGCACAAUAGUAGUAUUGUUGAAAAAGCAUGGUGAGAGAGUUGCUGCUUUUUUUAGAAAAUCUUCUGAAACACUAACGACAGUGUCUAGCAUCUAGUAAAUUCUCAGUGCCAGCUAGUGUUAUGAUAGUUAAUGUUACAUUACCGUGCCGAUGAAAGUUUUACGGUAGAUUGGUUAAUGACUUCCCCCUUGAGAUCUGAUCUGACUCUGUCUUUGCAUAAAGUAAGUAUAAUUCAGCACACUUUUAGAUUUACUUAUUUUUUUGUAAGCGAAAAACACUUUCUAAAUCUGGGAAUUCAGCAAUUCAUUCAAAUUAAGAUAUUUAAGAAUUAUCUAGGUCAGUGUUUUCAAUAUUUCCCACCUGGGAACUACCUUAGGAGACCAAAAAGAAAGUGAAGCCCCAGGUUAACAGUACAGAGUUUUAACAUAACAUAGGGAUAGGAGAAGAGGCUGCAGGAAGAUGCUGGAGUAAGGAAAAUAGGGCUUUUCAUUUUUUUCUCUAUUUACCUCUGAAGUGUUUGGGUUUUUAAAUAAGAAUGUAUUUGUAUAUUAAUUUUACAGUUAAAAACCUUGACGAAUACGUACAGUUUAGAGAAGGUAAGGUAAGAGAAUUGAUGGACUACAGUUGCAUUAUUUUCAGAAUGGUUCUUCUGAUGGCUUAUGCCAAAAUACUGCCAGAGAGAAAUAUGCAUUAUAUGUUUUAAUGGCACUAAUGACAGUUAAUAUAAAUAGUUUAAAGUUUAGUGCCUGUGAUAUGGAUUUUGCUUUCAGAUUCAGAAAGGUUCUUAGAGAUAGCUUGAUGUCUUAUGGUGUUUAGUCUAUUUUUCCUAAGCCCUUCUGCUUUACCUAUUUUUGAUAGGCUACCAAGCAAUGCCAAAUGCCUGACAUAAUAACCAACAGAUAUUUGAGUGUCCCUAAGUUAAAGGCACUCUGUAAAAUACUAUGGGGAAAGACAAAAUAAGUCAGAUAAUAUCUGUGCCUUUGAGGGAUUAACAGUGUUAUAUCCUUUAAGAUAUUUGAUUUGAAAUGUCAUCUGCAAAAAGAAUAUGUGGACUAAAUGGCAAGGAAAAAAACAAGCAGUGUCUUUCCAUUUCACGUAUGGCUCACUAUACGGCCAAUAAUAUGUUACUUGACCUCUCAGCACCGCAUUCUGAAUCCUUACAUGAUACUUAUAUUAGCAUUUCUAAGCAUUUUGAGAUCUCUUCUUAAAAUAUGCUUUGAACUAUUCAGUCUAAAUGCUGCUUUCUGGAAAGCUACUACUUUAAAGAAUGGGAAAUGGUGUUAAUGGAGUUAAUCUUGUGUAAUUUCAGUGUGGGUUGUCAGGAAUAUCUUUAAGUAAAGAAAAUGACUCUAAUCUUCUUAAGCAAUUCAUUUUCUCAGGCGCUGUGAGGCGGGAGCUAAUUUACUCGGCCUGUGUACAUAGACCCUGUCUGAUUAAAGAAAAUUUUACUCAUGGAAAGAAGUCAGGACAUCCAUGAAAUUAUUUAAAUUUAGAUAUACUGGAAAAUAUUAUAAAAUAGAAGAUAUAUUAAAAUGUCUUUUUCAUUAUCAGUUUCCUUAAAACCCAACUCAGUCACCAAUAUAGAAAUGAAAUCCCUGUUACAAGGAAGAAAUUUAAUUACGGAGUCAAAACAAGAGCUAUUUAGUUGUUUUUAAAGAGAAGAGAUCAAAGAACUGGUCACUCCUUUACUGAGCACGUUCAAGCAGCAGGAUGGGAGUGGGGAGUGGAGAGGGUUAGGGAUUCAAUUCUUUAUGCUUUUAUUCCAAGUCACCCUUUUCUGAUGAGUCUUAGUGACAUUCUCUUAGACUAGUUAGGUCAAGAUUCUGAACUUUUCAUUACAAUAGUGUUUUAAUCUUAGCUGAUUAUUGUUUCCACCCCCACCCCUAGUCGUAAAGGACUAGUGUUCUUUUUAAAAAAAAAGAAGAUGAAGGCUAUUUCUAUAAAAAACAAACAAACAACCUUUAUACGUUUUUUAGGGUUUAGUAAAUGGAUUUCUUUUGCACCUGAUUUUCAAAAGAAAAUUCAUUUACGUUGCAUUUUUUCAAUAAAUAUCUUAAGGUAAAUCUAAUAAUUUUUUUUAUGGUAUGUGAAUAAUAACAAUGCACUUUACCUAUUUAGAAGUGAUUUUAGAAAAAUUGAGAAGCAGUUAUUCUGAAUUCAAAGAGCAUUCUUCCAAGGCAUUGAAAGAGACAUUUUAAUAUCAUAGUGAAGCAUUUGAUGAUUGUGUUUUUCUUAUACGUCUUGUCUCUAGUUUUGAUUAUUGUGAUAUUUUUCUAGCUGGCUGCCUCUCUUCUUCAUUCUAACCAGUCCAUUCUGUACCCUUGUAAAUGUAGAAAUCUGAUCCUGUCAUUGUGUUGUGGCCAUUUAGCAUUUCAGUGGCUUCCCAGUAUCUAUGUUAUAAAAGUCCAAAUCCCUAAACAUAGCAUAUAUAUACCUGCACAGUAUGGCUUUAAAUUGUCUUUCAAGUCUCGUCUUCCACCUGUUCCAUAAAACAUCUUUUUUGUUUGUUUGUUUUUGAGUUUAUUUAUUUAUUUUUGAGAGAGAGAGAGAGAGAGAGAGAGAGAGAG
This is a messenger RNA of Panthera uncia (snow leopard), 7540 nucleotides long. RefSeq names its product pseudouridine synthase 7 like (gene PUS7L). Gene Ontology annotation, biological process: pseudouridine synthesis. The transcript has 10 exons. NCBI's taxonomy places the organism in Eukaryota, Metazoa, Chordata, Mammalia, Carnivora, Felidae. Gene Ontology annotation, molecular function: RNA binding; pseudouridine synthase activity. Gene Ontology annotation, cellular component: nucleus. Bases 301 to 1467 code for a protein of 388 amino acids. The record is from RefSeq and is a predicted model, not a curated record.